AUGUUGAAAAGGGGCGUCGAAACCAGCCUGACGGAAGACGAUUGUCUCACCUCCUCGCAACAGUAUGAUCCCCACCUCCUUUUUCACGUGCGUAUACGGCGCAAGGGGUAUGAGACCAUCGGCGCCAACGCCUUUCUCCGCUGCUGCGCCCUGCGCGUACUCGAUGUAUCUGGAAACAAGCUAAGCACGCUCUCAGGACUGGAGAGCGUUGCGCCCCAGUUAACGUUCCUCAACGCAGCCGAGAACAGCCUCCACGACAUUAGCGCACUUGUCAAAUGCACGGCAUUGGAGCGGUGCAUGCUGGAGGGCAAUCAACUCCACUCCUUCGCCUCCCUUGAGCCGCUCGUGUCGCUCCCCUGUCUCGUUGAACUGGUGCUGCAGCGACACGUACCUUUUGAUGACGUUGGCAUGGCCCUAGGGAGCUCUCAGCAGUGCUCUAACAGGCUGCUAUUGCUGGACAACCCGAUUUGCCGUGACGUUGUCGCCUACAAGCAGCAGUUCCUUGCUAGGGUAUCUCAUGUACGUUGGGUAGACGGGGCCUUGGCUCAUCUACGCGCGAGGUCCCUGGCAGAGAACGCUACAAACGUCUUGAAUGACGCCACGGAACACUCCUCCACGUCGAUAGUGGAGGCGGCCGUCGCAUCCUUCCAGUCCAUACGCGUUCAGAUGACCACCACUGUAAAGGAGGAGACGGAGCUGCGGUGCCAACUCGAGCGCUCUGCAGAUCGAUGUAAAAAAAAAACCCAAGCACAGCAACCAACGCUAGACUCGCAGGCGAGCGCCACUGAAAAAAAAAAAAUGAGUGAAUGA
Molecule: messenger RNA, 810 nt
Organism: Leishmania braziliensis MHOM/BR/75/M2904
Lineage: Eukaryota; Euglenozoa; Kinetoplastea; Trypanosomatida; Trypanosomatidae
Exons: 1
Coding region: 1-810 (269 amino acids)
Molecular function (GO): protein binding
Source: RefSeq, a predicted model, not a curated record